CAGUUUCAUUUCUUCGUUUGCGACAGUCGGUUGUCCAGUUUGACAUAUUUUUCAGCGUUGGAAAGACUUGGAAAAAAAGAAAUAAUGAAAACGGUUUUUUCCGUAGUUGCUUUCUGCGUCGUGUUGGUGACCAUAAACGCAAAAGAAUCUCCCCCCAUGGUGAAGGUGUACAGCCGUAACCCAGGGGAAUAUGGGAAAGACAACACCCUGAUCUGUCACGUGAGUGGCUUCCACCCCCCUGACAUCAGCAUCCAGCUCCUGAAGAACGGCGUGGAGAUCCCCGACGCCAAGCAGACAGACCUGGCCUUCGAACAGGGAUGGCAGUUCCACCUCACCAAGAGUGUUGGAUUCACACCAGCCAGCGGAGAGGAGUACACCUGCAGAGUCCGUCACCUGAAGAAUAUGAAGACCUACACCUGGGAAUCAGAUAUGUAAGGCUUCGGUGUUCAUCGCUGCAGGUGUGUAUGUCUGAUCAUUUCAUUUGUAGAGAAACCGUCUAUUUAGCUGGCAGUUCUUUAGCUUUGGUCACUAACAAUUGGUGGUUAUUGUAAUACUGUAGAGAGCUGAAUAGGGCUGGGAGAUAUGGUAGGGCUGGGAGAUAUGGUAGGGCUGGACAAUAUGGUAGGGCUGGGAGAUAUGGUAGGGCUGGGAGAUAUGGUAGGGCUGGGAGAUAUGGUAGGGCUGGGAGAUAUGGUAGGGCUGGGAGAUAUGGUAGGGCUGGGAGAUAUGGUAGGGCUGGGAGAUAUGGUAGGGCUGGGAGAUAUGGUAGGGCUGGGAGAUAUGGUAGGGCUGGGAGAUAUGGUAGGGCUGGGAGAUAUGGUAGGGCUGGGAGAUAUGGUAGGGCUGGGAGAUAUGGUAGGGCUGGGCGAUAUUUAACAAUAAAUGAAAUGAUCCAGGUUACAUUGUUGACAGCACAUUGUUUAAAGUUGUGCAGUUUAAAUGUAGCCUACAGCUCUGAGGACAAAGUAAUUGUUUUUAUCUUCAAGCUAAUGUUUCUCUCAUGGACUAUCGGGGUUUCAUUUGACAUGAACAGGUGUUUUACUAUCAGACCAUUUAGCCCUCUGGUCAGCCCUGACAAUGGUAUGCUGUCUUCCCUACUUCUAAUAACGGUGAGCCUACAGCACCAACGGAGGGUCUGUCAGAAUCAAUCAGUUCUAUGACUUCUUUCACUGUUACUGUUAGCCUAGGCUACUGUUAGCCCAAACACUGUUGCUGUUAGCCUAGGCUACUGUUAGCCCAAACACUGUUACUGUUAGCCUACGCUACUGUUAGCCCAAACACUGUUACUGUUAGCCUAGGCUACUGCUAGCCCAAACACUGUUACUGUUAGACAAACACUGUUGCUGUUAGCCUAAGCUACUGCUAGCCCAAACACUGUUACUGUUAGACAAACACUGUUACUGUUAGCCGAGGCUACUGUUAACCCAAACACUGUUACUGUUAGCCUAGGCUACUGUUAGCCCAAACACUGUUACUGUUAGCCUAGGCUACUGUUA
Molecule: messenger RNA, 1496 nt
Organism: Oncorhynchus kisutch (coho salmon)
Lineage: Eukaryota; Metazoa; Chordata; Actinopteri; Salmoniformes; Salmonidae
Product: beta-2-microglobulin-like
Exons: 3
Coding region: 85-435 (116 amino acids)
Source: RefSeq, a predicted model, not a curated record